CUCGGACUUGAAACCGUUGAAUGGAAGAAAGGAACCCCCCAACGCAUUUGUGCUUCCUUCCGAUCCGCGCAACUCAACUCGCCCGUGUCAACUCAUGGCCUUAGCUGUCUCCGAGCGAGUCGAGCUCGCCAAGCUCUGCAGCUCCCGGGACUGGUCGAAAGCCAUUCGAAUCCUCGACUCGAUUCUCUCCCAGUCUUGCGCCAUCCAAGACAUCUGCAAUAGAGCCUUCUGUUACAGCCAAUUGGAGCUACACAAGCACGUGAUUAAGGACUGCGACAAGGCGCUUCAGCUCGACCCUACGCUUCUUCAAGCUCACAUCCUCAAAGGUCGUGCAUUUUCUGCCUUGGGAAGGAGAGAGGAUGCUCUUUUGGUUUGGGAGAAAGGCUAUGAACAAGCUAUGCGUCAGUCUGCAGAUCUGAAGCAAUUGUUAGAACUGGAAGAGCUUCUGAGGAUUGCAAAAGAAGACAUAAGUUGUACACAUGAAAACAAUGUGAUGGAGUCUAGGUCAUCUAUGUCUCUAUCGGGAUCAGGACCUCAUACUAAUGGUCAAUCAAUUGAGACUAAUAAGAAUUCAGAUAUUUUGAGUGAUGAAUCUAAAUUUUUCAGUACUUCAAAGGAUAAAUCCGAAAUCCACAUUGAGUCGAGGGAUAACAUUGAUUCAUGCAAUGGCCUUUGUGAUAAAGCACAGGAGAAUACUAAUUCUGAGAGCGAAAUGAAUGGUAGUCAUGAUAUUGUUGAUAAACUGAGCUAUGAAUCUGAUUCAUGUAGUGACUUAAGUGAUACGUCUGAGCCAUGCAGUAAAUUAUCUAUGGUUUGCAACAGCUCAAGCAAUACAACUGAUACUCGCCGCAAGUUGAGUUUUAAAUCGGACAUUCCUAAUGAAAUAACUGAGGAUGCCAAGAGAAAUAAAAAGUUCUGUGUUGCUAGGAUUUCAAAGUCCAAAUCAAUAAGUGUAGAUUUUCGACUGUCGAGGGGUAUAGCACAGGUUAAUGAAGGGAAAUAUGCUCAAGCUAUUUCAAUCUUUGAUCAGAUACUAAAAGAGGAUCCUACUUAUCCUGAGGCACUAAUAGGAAGAGGAACAGCGCAUGCAUUCCAACGAGAACUGGAAGCUGCUAUUGCUGAUUUUACAAAGGCUAUACAAUCAAAUCCAUCUGCUGGUGAGGCCUGGAAACGGAGAGGGCAAGCACGAGCUGCAUUAGGUGAAUCUGUUGAGGCUAUUGACGACUUGACAAAUGCAUUAGAGUUUGAACCAAACUCAGCAGAUAUAUUACAUGAAAGGGGAAUCGUUAGUUUUAAGUUUAAGAAUUUCUAUGCUGCUGUGGAAGACCUAUCUACAUGUGUGAAUCUUGACAAGGAUAAUGCGUCUGCACACACAUAUUUGGGUUUGGCAUUAUCUUCAAUUGGUGAAUAUACAAAGGCCGAGGAGGCACAUAUGAAAUCAAUUCAACUGGAUCAGAACUUCCUUGAGGCAUGGGCUCAUCUCACACAGCUCUAUCAAGAUCUAGCAAACCCAAAAAAGGCUUUGGAAUGCCUUCAGCAAGUUCUAGAAAUUGAUGGAAGGUUUGCUAGAGCCUAUCAUUUGCGGGGGAUCUUGCUCCAUGGUAUGGGAGAGCACAGGAAGGCAAUCAAAGAUUUGUCAACUGGUUUGAGCAUUGAGAACGAUAACAUAGAGAGUCUGUAUUUACGAGCAUCCUGUCAUCAUGCAGUUGGAGAAUAUAGAGAGGCGGUCAAAGACUAUGAUGCUGCUCUGGAUUUGGAAUUAGACUCGAUGGAGAAAUUUGUGCUUCAAUGCCUGGCCUUUUAUCAGAAAGAGAUUGCUUUGUACACAGCCUCUAAAAUCAACAGUGAGUUUUGCUGGUUUGACAUUGAUGGAGAUAUUGACCCACUUUUUAAGGAGUACUGGUGCAAAAGAUUACACCCCAAGAAUGUAUGUGAAAAGGUUUUCAGGCAACCUCCCCUACGUGAGUCAUUGAAGAAGGGUAAGCUUAGAAAGCAAGAUUUUUCUGUUACAAAACAGAAGACUGCCCUUCUACAGGUUGCUGAUUCUAUUGGCAGCAAAAUCCAAUAUGAUUGUCCCGGUUUCUUACCAAAUAGGCGUCAGCAUCGCAUGGCAGGAUUGGCUGCUAUUGAAAUUGCACAGAAGGUUUCCAAAGCUUGGCGUUCAUUGCAAACGGAAUGGAAACAUUCCAAUAAAAGUACAUCAAAGCAUGGUAAGAAAGCCCGGAGAAGGGAAAGAAUUAACUUCCCUAGCCACAAUAGAGGUGGUGCUGGUUGUAGUACGAGCAGUUCCUCAGAGACAUCAACUUCAUACGGGAUUGCAGAAGAUAGAUCAUGGGGCCGCUCUGUUAUGUCAUGGGUAGAUGUCUAUUCAUUGGCUGUCAAAUGGAGACAGGUUUCUGAACCUUGUGAUCCAGUUGUGUGGAUUAACAAAUUAAGUGAAGAGUUCAAUUCUGGAUUUGGCUCUCACACACCAUUGAUUCUCGGACAGGCAAAAGUUGUUCGCUACUUCCCAAAUUAUGAAAGAACAUUAGAUGUUGCAAAGACCGUCAUAAUGGAUAAAUCGUAUGUGUACAACAAGGCGGAUGAGGUUAUUGAUCUAUCCAAAGAUGGGAAACUGGAAGAUAUUAUCCAUGCGAGAUCCUGCUCCGAUCUUUACAGAAUUGUGGGUGAGGACUUCUGGUUGGCAACUUGGUGUAACAGUACUGCCUUUGAGGGGAAGCGGCUUGAAGGGACAAGGAUUACCCUAGUAAAAAUAGGAGAACAAGGAUUUGACUUUGCAAUCAGAACACCCUGUACACCUUCUAGAUGGGACGAAUUUGAUGCAGAAAUGAAAGCAGCAUGGGAAGCUAUAUGCAAUGCUUAUUGUGGCGAGAAUUAUGGUUCCACUGAUUUCAACGUGCUUGGAAAUGUGAGAGAUGCAAUCUUAAGGAUGACAUAUUACUGGUACAACUUUAUGCCACUAUCAAGGGGUUCUGCUGUUCUUGGGUUUGUGGUGAUGCUUGGACUACUUCUUGCUGCUAACAUGGAGUUUACUGGAAAGAUACCUCAAGGUUUACAAGUGGAUUGGGAAGCCAUUCUAAACUCUGAUCCAAACUCUUUUGUGGACUCUGUGAAAAGUUGGUUGUAUCCGUCUCUCAAAGUAACAACAUCCUGGAAAGACCCAGAUGUGACAUCAACUUUUGCGACAACGGGAUCAGUUGUUGCUGCAUUAAGCUCCUAUGAUGAUUGAACUAUCUAUCUAGAAGAGAUCUUUAUUGGAUGUAUGAAUGGACUAUGUUCUUACUUUGCAAACUUGGCCUGGGUUUUUGAUGCAGCAGAACUUUACGAGGAAACGGCUAUUUAUUCUAGGCAGUGUAGUGUUUUCUGGCACAGAUGGCAGUGCUAUCUUGACCCCUGGAGGAAGAUCUGGGUAAAUCUGACGCGAGAUAUCUCCAAAUUCACACCCGCUUGUAGGAUUGGUAAAAAUUUCAUGUUGUACAUUAAUGUGCCAUCCCCCUCCCCCCUCCCCAGUAUUUAUAGAUGGAAAUAAAUUUGCCUUGCAUGACUCAGUUCAACAGGGCCAACUGUAUUGUGUUAAAAAAUAUUUCACUAGCCUGCUUCACUACCCACAUAAAACGGUUAUAAGACAAUGAAAUUUACUUGGCAAAAUAUAUAUUUAAA
Messenger RNA from Carya illinoinensis, 3660 nucleotides. Its product is annotated as suppressor of RPS4-RLD 1. The coding region runs from base 95 to 3229 and encodes 1044 amino acids. The transcript is spliced from 24 exons. NCBI's taxonomy places the organism in Eukaryota, Viridiplantae, Streptophyta, Magnoliopsida, Fagales, Juglandaceae. Gene Ontology annotation, molecular function: protein binding. Gene Ontology annotation, biological process: negative regulation of DNA-templated transcription. The record is from RefSeq and is a predicted model, not a curated record.